UGUCCACCUAAUCCAGGCGGAGGGUUAUUACACCUUCAUUACAGCACGGUCUCCGACAGCACCGGGCUCUAGUAAAUAGCCUGUCAGGUGCCGCAAAUCUGUAGACAUAGAGAUAAUUUUUAAAAAAAAGAAAAAAAAGAGGAAGAAAUAUAUAGCGAGGAGACACCUCUCAGUGGCAGAUUCAAACUCAGUGCUCCUCCUAGGAUAUAUAGGCAGGCAAACGCCACAAUAACCAACCAAAGGCUGCCAGAGGGUAGAGAGGAGCGCAGAAGGCACAUCCACAUCCAUCUGCCAGCCACUUAGCACGCGCUAACAUUUCCAGUCCGGAUUAGAGCACAGCUGUCUCCCUGCUACCAGGAAAAUGUCUGCCCCAGCCGCCGGAGCCCCUGCACCCGAGGGAGGGAAUCAGCCCCCUCCCAACCUCACCAGCAACCGCCGUCUGCAGCAGACACAGGCACAGGUGGAUGAGGUGGUGGAUAUCAUGCGUGUAAAUGUGGACAAGGUUCUGGAGCGUGAUCAGAAGCUGUCAGAACUGGACGACAGGGCCGAUGCCCUGCAGGCUGGAGCCUCUCAGUUUGAGACCAGCGCUGCAAAACUGAAGAAUAAAUACUGGUGGAAGAAUGCCAAGAUGAUGAUUAUCCUGGGUGUGAUAUGUGUGAUUGUCCUCAUCGUCAUUAUUGUGUACUUCAGCACCUAAGAAGAAUUGCUCCUACCCCAGUCUGAUCCUAACUUCCUUGCUACAGAAAAAAAAACAAACCUCAAAUUGAUGACAAAAUUAACCGCAGAUGAUUAAUUUACUCUCUCUAUAUAUAAUUACAUCUCCCCAAUUAGCCUUGAUAUAACACCCCUAAACCCGUCAGGGCCCCCACGGCUCCCCCACUUCCACCACCUCGCCUCUGGACCCCUGUCAAUAUUUGUCCUGUGAGUGUGUGGCCCUGUCUCCUUUCUGGGUACUCUUGGCUUUUCUAACCUGCCAUACUGAGAACCAAACACUUGUGACGAUGCAUCAACAGAAAAGGAAACAACGAUUGGCGAUAAUUGUUACAUAACUGAUAUAUAUAUAGUUCUUUGUAGAGUUUUAUUCUGAUAUAUACCGUUUUGUAGGUGUGUGUGUGUGCGUGCGGUGCGUGUGCAUUUUGUACUUUUUAUUUUUUGUAUUAAUUUUACGUAUGCUUCAGCGGUAACUACUGCCUAUUAAUCGAAGUGUGUACUUUUUGCAUGUUUUUCAUCAUCUUUCCGUCCCCUUGCUUCUUCUCUCUUUUUGGUGUAUUUUUGCACAGUGGAGUUCGCCUCCAAUCAACUGGGAUACAAAUUUUCAUCUUGUCUGGGUUACUCGCAUCCAGCAAAACAAGCCAGAGAACUAAAACUUGCAUUUUUUUAAAAAAAAAGUGACAUCAAGUUACAGAAAUUGGAGCUAAUCCGCAGAAAAAACUGCCCUUAGAAAAUCUCCAGGUUACUCCUUGUUCGGCUCAGGAUUUCGAUAACUUGAUGCCGCGAAAAACAAAAAUCAAGUCUUAGCUUCUUUUAUGGCUUUUUGAGCGAUUUAACGCUCACUGAUAAUCCCUCAAGCGUACAAAUAAUGCAUGAAUUGUGAAACUGACCUAAUAAUCAUCACCCCUCCGGACCCCUUUCCAUGUAAUCCUCCCAUUAACCUCCAUUUCUCUUUUGAAAUUUCCCUCUUGAAUAACUUUCAUCUGUUGCGUCUUUUAUGCCCCCACCCCACCUUCUGUCUCUCGGCAUGCUUGGACACCUCAAUUUCUUGUGAUAAUUUCGAAACUGCCAUAGUACAUUUGGACCAAUGUCUGUAGAUGUUUCUUUUUUUAUUUAAAUAUUACGUAGUGUCUUAUUUCGAAAACAUUCCUUCAUUGCAGUCUAGUGCAAACGCUCUUACUGUAGCACAUGUAAGUGUAAGUAUCUUGAAAAAAAAAGUAACAAAAAAUGCGAUGAACCUAUUGUCGAAAACGUCAGUCGUGCAAACCACUGGAGAAAAAAGUUAAAUAGCUGUAAGGGUACAUUUUCAAUAGGCAGGAUUAGACUUUGAAACUGUCCAGAUUAUUUUUUUAGAGGUAUUAUCUUAACACACUUACACACUCACACUUAUAUUCUGGAGAUGUAUUCUGUGAAGGUACCGUUGUGUAAAUUGUUGAAUUCGCACACAGCAACGUUUCCCCAGUGUGGACACUAAAAGGCCUUAGUCUUAGUCUUCAGUCACUUUUUUUCAGUAAGUGUCAAUUAUUUCCAGUCACACAAUCUCCCCCCCCCCAUCCCCCUCACACUUUUAGUAGGUGUGGAGGGACUGCAGAAGAGGAGUCUGCUUCAAAUGCACAAGCUACCUUGUUUUUGAUGGCGCUGUCUGGCUCUUCCAUAGCCUGGUCAAAGCAGGUCCUGGUGCAGUAAAAAUCAAACAAACAAACAAAAAAAACCUCUCCACAUGAAGAGCACAUUAUAAAACAAGACAAUUCAGCCUCGUAGAUUUAGCAACAGGGACAGGGGCUAAUUAGUCAAAUUCACAGUUUUAGAUUUACUUGAGCUGUUUGCUAACCUUCAAAGGUUAGCUAGCGACAAGACAAGUAAGUCACAAUUUAAAAAAACAAACAACAAAAAGUAGCAUUCCUAAGACGAGCAUUUUGCUAGAGCAGUGGUUUGUCUCGGUGUGUCUCCCUAUAGUCAAGGCCUUUUUCUUUUUUAAAUAUAUAGAUUCUAUUUUUUAAUUAUAGUAUAUUUUUGUGUGAAACAGACAGGUAAAGAGGAAGUGUGCAAUCAGUACCAUUUGCUGCUAGCUGGCAGCGAGCUCCUCUUUACCUCUGUCUGCUGUGUUUUUUGUAAUUCAGCUCUGUGCGUUACACACUGCCAAGCAUCAAAGGGAGAGGCUUCUGUUGUUAUCGCAGUUCUUUCUUUCCUUGGUGCCCUCACUGGUUUGGUCUUGAACUUUUACGUAACUUGAUUUCGGCAUCUAACUCCUGAGCGUGACCAUUUCGGCUAUUCUAGGAGCAGGAGAACAGGGCAAUAUAGAUGCACUUGAUUUCUUUUUUUUUCUAAUUUUCAGACACUGCGGGACACUAAGGCCUUUUACACAUUUCAUUUCUCAAAACCGCCGAAAAGGUUUCGCUCUCAGCUGCGGGAUGAUUUAGAAUUUUCCCUCGUGGUUGUGGUGAAUUAAAGUUUAUAUCGUGUUUAGAGAAAUGAUGUACCGGCCUAGCAUUGAUAAAUGCUCAACAGGAAACUGCUCCGUUUAUGCUUUACUGCCACUGAUGCCACAGUCCUGAAAUUUAGUUUUGAAGGAAAUACAGCAUUUCAGAGCAAAUGUGUAUAAAGCCUUAGCAGCCUUGUGUCUUUUUAUCUUCCCCACCACCUGAGUAAACCAACCUGCCCCUCUUUGCUCAACUCACUUUUUGAAAUUCCUUGUCUGCGCGUGUGAGUGUAUGUGUGCACAAGUGCUUUAAUGUGUAUGUGUGUGUGCAUGUGUGAGUGUUAGAAUAGCUCAGUCUUGGGAAUAUCCCCAGUUUAUCCUGACAGAUUAGGCCGCUUAACUCUCAGAGUGAAGGCACGUUGUUUCCUUGAUCACUGAAGUACGAUGAACAGAGAGGUUACCAGAACUGUUGGCCCGUUCCAACCUUAACACACCCCCCACAUACACAUAUAUUUAUCCCCAAACAAAGCAAAAGCAAACCACAGAAGAUUACCAAAGACCAGAAUUCCAUGCUUAUGCUGCCAAUUGCCAUCAAAAACAAGCGGAUAGGAAGAUGUUACCCAAGCUAUCCCAGUCUGUCUCAGAUAGCUUACACCCUUACUCUACCUAUAGGAACUUUGAACUCGUACACACUGUUUAUGUGGUGUGUCAGUUACGGCUUGUGAGUGUGCCAUCCUACUAAACGUAUGCAAGUUAAACCAAAACUUGAGGACCGCAUGCUUCAAAUCUCAAAACUACAUUAGCCUUCCCCUAAUUAUGUGUAUCCAGGUUUGAAGAGCUUCUUUAAUCUGUAACUAGUUUGUAGACACAUGAUCCUAUAACUAAUUAUAGCACAAGUCUUCUUUUUUGUGUGUCUCCACAAUGCUGCCAAUUUUUCAGAGGACAAAAAAAAAAUCAAGAUACAAACUACAGCUAUUAGACAAACCCGAGAAAAACAGUGAAAUCUGCAUCUGUUUGGUGUUGUAAUAUGGGGGUGUUUUGGGGAUAAGGGGUCAAUAUCCUCAGGUUUAAGCCACUAGUAAAUUCACCAUAAUAUGUACAAGGACAAAAACUGCAUGAGAAAAAGUAAAAUUGGAUUUUUUUGGCAAUAUCAAAUCAUCAUUGGGUUACAGAUGUGGUCCUUUUAGCCAUCUUACAGGAGUUAACCAUACAGUGGACUGAAGUGGUAUAACACUACUGAUUGGGGUAGGAUUUGUGUGUUCUCCAUAAAUCCAGCUGUUGUCCCGUGAGAGCUCAACCCUAUUGGUCACAAUAGUGAAAACGAAGUGAUUGCUCUCUUUUUCUGUUGCUUUACUGUCUGUACGAAAAGAAGUGUGCAUAAAUUUGAACACCGUGGCACUUUCUUCUUCUUCUUCUUCUUUUUUUUUAAAUGUUGUGACUCAUUCAUUUUCAAGCGGGAUGGGAAUAUGAUUCACUGGUGAAUAUUGUCUUACGUCAGCCUCAAGAACCGUUCAGCGAUCUCAGCGCUGUGUUCAGGUCAUUUAGGGGGAAUAAGUGUUUGGAGCCCCUUUUUUACAGGGCUCUUGAAUUUGUAACUCAAAUUUUGAAAGCAAACGAGCAAAAAAGAAGGAGACCAACGCAAAAUCCGCAACCUUAUUGAAAUGUUUGCCAUUAAGCCCUAAAGGGGGUGAACGCAGCAAUAGGAGGGAACCUUUUGAGUCUCUGAAUGUUCUUUGGAUGGCUAUCAGUUCACAAUAUUCUACUUAACAUAUGUUAACAUGUUUCUUUUGUUCUUUUUUUGAAACCAAAUAUUGUGUUUUUAUUUUGCAUCAGUUUAGUAAUAACUUCAGAUGUCACUGAGUUGUUUGUGUGUCAGCACUGAUGGGUAAAGGUAAAGAAAAUGGGAAGUUAGAAGGGCGGGGGAAAGUAUUUUUACCUUCCAAUAGUCCAGAGUGCUUAGAAUGACUCUACAGUUUACAUCAGAUUGCCGUUUGUAUCUACGAGAUAUUUUUUUGUUUAAAUCAGUUUAUUUUUGAGGAAAGACUUUUCUUUUUCUUUUUUUUGUCUUUUUGGGAGUGGGCUUUCUGAGAUGAUGGUCCAUAUUGCCCCUGGUCAUCUGGCCUUACAGGAGGGACAGGACUGGAAGAUCAUGGGCAAUGUGCUGGGCUGUAUGUUUUUUUUUUUUCUGUUUGCUUUUAUUUAUUGAUAAAUUUAUUGUGCUGUCAUUUGGUAUGGGAUUAGAAACUUAACAAGGUUGACUCAACGCAAAGGAGAGGAGACUGAAUGAGAAACUAAAGUACAUAAAAUAAUUGUAGUGUAAAUCUAUCAAUGUCUUAUUAUAUUGAUGAACAUCAUGAAAUAUAUGUAUAUUGGAAAAACUG
Messenger RNA from Neolamprologus brichardi, 5511 nucleotides. RefSeq names its product vesicle-associated membrane protein 2 (gene vamp2). The record is from RefSeq and is a predicted model, not a curated record. Gene Ontology annotation, cellular component: membrane. Gene Ontology annotation, biological process: vesicle-mediated transport. Lineage: Eukaryota; Metazoa; Chordata; Actinopteri; Cichliformes; Cichlidae.